CCCCGCGGCCCGGCCCGGCGGCAGGAUGCAGGUGCCGCCGCUGCUCCACGAGCUGUGCAGCGAGGACAGCGCGCCCAAGUGGCGGGGGCUGCUCGUGCCCGCGCUCAAGAAGGUUCAGAUGCAAGUUCACCCUAAACUUUCUUCUACUGAAGAUGCUUUACAAUAUGUUGAGGAGUUAAUUCUGCAGUUGUUAAAUAUGCUGUGCCAAGCCCAGCCAAGAAGUUUUCUGGAUGUAGAGGAUCGUGUUCAAAAGAGCUUUCCCCAUCCUAUUGAUAAGUGGGCAAUUGCUGAUGCACAAUCUGCUAUUGAAAAAAGGAAGCGAAGAAACCCAUUAUCUCUCCCAGUGGAAAAAAUCCAUCCUUUGUUAAAGGAAGUUCUAGGCUAUAAAAUUGACCACCAAGUAUCUGUUUACAUAGUGGCAGUAUUAGAAUACAUUUCUGCAGAUAUCUUAAAGUUGGUUGGGAAUUAUGUACGAAAUAUAAGACAUUAUGAAAUUACAAAACAAGACAUUAAAGUGGCAAUGUGUGCUGAUAAGGUAUUAAUGGACAUGUUCCAUCAAGAUGUAGAAGAUAUAAGUGCACUAACUUUAUCUGAUGAGGAACCUUCCACCUCCGGGGAACAGACAUAUUAUGAUCUAGUAAAGUCAUUCAUGGCAGAAGUUCGACAGUUUAUAAGGGAAUUAAAUCUCAUUAUUAAAGUUUUUCGAGAGCCUUUUAUUUCCAACUCCAAAUUGUUUUCAGCUCAUGACGUUGAAAAUAUAUUUAGUCGUAUAUCAGAUAUUCAUGAACUUAGUGUAAAGUUAUUGGGCCUUCUUGAAGAUACUGUAGAAAUGACAGAUGAAGGUAGUCCCCAUCCUUUAGUAGGCAGCUGCUUUGAAGACCUAGCAGAGGAACUAGCGUUUGAUCCAUAUGAAUCAUAUGCACAAGAUAUAUUGCGGCCUGGUUUCCAUGAUCAUUUUCUAAGUCAGUUAUCAAAGCCAGGAGCAGCAUUCUAUUUACAGUCCAUAGGGGAAGGCUUUAAAGAAGCUGUUCAGUAUGUACUACCCAGGCUGCUGCUGGCCCCUGUUUACCACUGUCUUCACUAUUUUGAACUUUUAAAGCAACUAGAAGAAAGGAGUGAGGAUGAAGAGGAUAAAGAAUGUUUGAAGCAAGCGAUAACAGCCCUGCUGAACCUUCAGAGCAGCAUGGAAAGAAUAUGCUCCAAAAGUCUUGCAAAGCGACGACUUAGUGAAUCUGCAUGCAGAUUCUAUAGUCAGCAAAUGAAGGGGAAACAGCUUGCAAUCAAGAAAAUGAAUGAAAUACAGAAAAAUAUUGAUGGCUGGGAGGGUAAGGACAUUGGACAGUGCUGCAAUGAGUUUAUAAUGGAAGGAACUCUCACACGUGUUGGCGCAAAACAUGAGAGACAUAUAUUCCUCUUUGAUGGCUUAAUGAUUUGCUGUAAGUCAAAUCAUGGCCAGCCACGACUUCCUGGUGCUAGCAAUGCGGAAUAUCGUCUGAAAGAGAAGUUUUUUAUGCGCAAGGUACAAAUCAAUGAUAAAGACGACACUAAUGAGUACAAGCAUGCCUUUGAAAUCAUCUUAAAAGAUGAGAACAGUGUUAUUUUUGCUGCUAAAUCAGCUGAAGAGAAAAACAACUGGAUGGCAGCACUGAUAUCUUUACAGUACAGAAGUACUCUGGAAAGAAUGCUAGAUGUAACCAUGUUGCAGGAAGAGAAGGAGGAACAGAUGAGAUUUCCAAGUCCUGAGUUUUAUAGGUUUGCAGAACCAGAUUCAGAAGAGAAUAUUGUAUUUGAAGAAAAUAUGCAGCCCAAAUCUGGAAUCCCUAUCAUAAAGGCAGGAACUGUUGUCAAGCUCAUUGAGAGACUGACUUAUCACAUGUAUGCAGACCCCAAUUUUGUUCGGACAUUUCUCACAACAUAUAGAUCCUUUUGCAAACCUCAAGAAUUAUUGAGUCUACUGAUAGAAAGGUUUGAAAUUCCAGAGCCUGAGCCAACGGAAGCUGAUCGUAUGGCUAUGGAGAAUGGAGACCAGCCUCUCAGUGCAGAGUUAAAGCGGUUUAGAAAAGAAUACAUACAACCAGUACAGCUGCGAGUUUUAAAUGUAUGUCGGCAUUGGGUGGAACACCACUUCUAUGACUUUGAGAGAGAUGUUGAUCUUUUGCAACGAUUGGAAGAAUUCAUUGGGACAGUAAGAGGUAAAGCUAUGAAGAAAUGGGUUGAAUCAAUCACAAAGAUAAUCCACCGGAAAAAGCAGGCGCAAGCCAUUGGGCCAAGUCACAAUAUUACUUUUGAAAGCUCACCUCCUGCAAUUGAGUGGCAUAUUAGCAAACCAGGACAUGUAGAGACUUUUGAUUUGCUCACUUUGCACCCAAUAGAAAUUGCUCGACAGCUCACUUUACUCGAGUCAGAUCUUUACAGUUUCUGUAUGUCUUUUCAGCAAAUUCCAAGUCGUCAAAAGAAGAUUUUAGAAGAAGCUCAUGAGUUGAGUGAAGAUCACUAUAAGAAAUACUUGGCAAAACUCAGGUCCAUUAAUCCUCCAUGUGUGCCUUUCUUUGGAAUUUAUUUGACAAACAUCUUGAAAACAGAAGAAGGCAACCCUGAAUUUCUAAAACGUCAUGGAAAAGAGCUAAUAAACUUCAGCAAGCGAAGGAAAGUAGCUGAAAUCACUGGGGAGAUACAGCAGUACCAGAACCAGCCCUACUGCUUAAGAGUGGAAUUUGACAUCAGAAGGUUUUUUGAAAAUUUGAAUCCAAUGGGAAGUAGCAUGGAGAAAGAAUUCACAGAUUAUCUGUUCAACAAGUCAUUGGAAAUUGAGCCACGAAAUUCCAAACCUCCACCAAGAUUUCCAAAAAAAUACAGCUAUCCCCUCAAGUCUCCAGGUGUUCGUCCUUCAAACCCAAGACCAGGUACCAUGAGACAUCCUACGCCACUGCAACAGGAGCCAAGAAAAAUUAGUUACAGUCGCAUCCCUGAGAGUGAAACAGAAAGUACAGCAUCUGCACCCAAUUCUCCACGAACACCUCUGACCCCACCCCCAGCAUCUGCCACUUCUAGCACUACAGAUGCCUGCAGUGUAUUUGACUCAGACCCUUCGAGUCCUUUCCAUUCAAGAUCUGCUUCAGUAUCAUCCAUAAGCUUUAACAAAAGCUCUGAUGAAACGCCUGUUCCCCCUCCUGUUCCUCCACGGAGACGACCAGAAUCUGCCCCAGCAGAAUCCUCCCCAUCAAAGAUUACUUCUGCACAUAUGGACAGUCCACCAGCAAUUCCUCCAAGACAACCCACCUCAAAAGUGUAUUCGCCAAGGUACUCGGUGCCAGAUCGGACCUCCAUAUCAGACCCCCCUGAAAGCCCUCCUGUUUUACCGCCGCGAGAACCUGUGCGAACACCAGAUGUCUUCUCUAGCUCACCACUACACCUCCAGCCCCCACCUUUAGGUCGAAAAAGUGAACUCGGCAAUACCUUUUUUCCAAACAGUCCCUCUCCAUUUACUCCCCCACCCCCUCAAACUCCUUCUCCACAUGUAGCACGGAGACAUCUGCCAUCACCUCCUUUGAUACAGCAAGAUGUGGACCUCCAUCCUGUUACUGGGCCACCUGUUCCUCCACGACAAAGCACUUCUCAACAUAUCCCAAAGCUUCCUCCAAAAACUUAUAAAAGGGAGCACACACAUCCAUCGAUGCAUCGAGACGGACCACCUUUGCUGGAGAACGCCCACUCCUCCUGAGUUAGUCUUUGCUGUUGGAGUUGCGUUUCCCUGGCGCUAUGUCUGUUGCUGGCAAUGGAUGCACUGAAUCUGCUGGCGCCAAGGAGUUAGGAUGUGUACACCAAACACUAAAAACUCAUGAUAAAUUUGAAAUGCAGGAUGCAGAAACUGAAUCACAAAAGCAGACAUUAUCACAAAGCAACUGAUGGACUUGAAGUUCCUAUUUUAGUACAUGGGACACUGUUCUAGAGUAAUUGGACAACUGAUUGUACCAGAAAACAGACUUGAGGGACUUCUCUGGCCAAUGAGAAGAGAGUGUGUUUUGUGUAAUGAUCUCUAAUGUCCAGGACAGAAUGGAAAACGUAGUUUUGUGUGCAUCAGUCCCAUACAGUGACCCAGUUAUUGGAAUGAAAAAAUUAUGCACUUUUGGAA
Messenger RNA from Gavialis gangeticus (Gharial), 4132 nucleotides. RefSeq names its product SOS Ras/Rac guanine nucleotide exchange factor 1 (gene SOS1). Bases 26 to 3721 code for a protein of 1231 amino acids. Gene Ontology annotation, molecular function: guanyl-nucleotide exchange factor activity; protein heterodimerization activity. The transcript has 20 exons. Gene Ontology annotation, cellular component: plasma membrane. The record is from RefSeq and is a predicted model, not a curated record. Gene Ontology annotation, biological process: positive regulation of GTPase activity; Ras protein signal transduction. NCBI's taxonomy places the organism in Eukaryota, Metazoa, Chordata, Crocodylia, Gavialidae.